Molecule: messenger RNA, 1105 nt
Organism: Medicago truncatula (barrel medic)
Lineage: Eukaryota; Viridiplantae; Streptophyta; Magnoliopsida; Fabales; Fabaceae
Product: 50S ribosomal protein L15, chloroplastic
Exons: 4
Coding region: 99-872 (257 amino acids)
Biological process (GO): translation
Cellular component (GO): cytosolic large ribosomal subunit; ribosome
Molecular function (GO): structural constituent of ribosome
Source: RefSeq, a predicted model, not a curated record
UAUUCUAUUGUUUAGGGGGGUUUAUCGUAUCAACAAUAUUAUCCGUCUGUUCCAUUUUGAUAGAUAGAGUGAAGAACGGAUAGACAUAGUAGAGAGACAUGAGUGCUGCUGCUUCUCUUAUUCCUGUUUCCUGGUUACCCUCUCUCGCUUCUCCAUUCAAGGGAAAUGUGAAAACAUUGGUAGCAAAACCAUAUCUAUGUCCAUGUCUCAAAAUUCAGCGAACAAAACACCGUGUUUCUGUCAUUAAUAAGUCUGUUUCUGCUUCCGUACAACCAGCCGGUGAGAAUGUUCGGUUUCGGUUGGACAAUUUGGGUCCACAACCGGGUUCAAGAAAGAGAGCAAAGAGAAAGGGAAGAGGUAUAGCGGCUGGACAAGGAGCGAGUUGUGGUUUUGGAAUGAGAGGUCAAAAAUCUCGAUCUGGACCCGGUAUCAUGAGAGGUUUUGAAGGUGGUCAGAUGCCGCUUUAUCGACGAUUGCCCAAACUUAGAGGAAUUGCAGGAGGUAUGCAUGCUGGAUUGCCGAAAUAUGUCCACAUCAAUCUGAAAGACAUAGAAAAUGCUGGAUUUCAAGAAGGGGAAGAGGUGUCUCUGGAGACACUGACGGAGAAACGUGUGAUUAACCCAUCAGGAAGGGAACGGAAACUUCUAUUGAAGGUUUUGGGGGAAGGAGAACUAGGCAAGAAGUUGACAAUAAAAGCUGGUGCCUUUUCCACAUCAGCAAAGGAGAAACUUGAGUCUGCUGGUUGUUCCAUCACUGUGAUUCCUGGCCGUAAGAAAUGGGUUAAGCCAUCAGUUGCCAAAAAUCUUGCACGUGCCGAUGAAUACUUUGCCAAGAAGCGAGAAGCAGCUGAUUCUGAACCAACUUCUGUUUAAAUAUGCAACACUUGUAUGUCAUCAUCAUCAAUCAUCGUCAACGAAUUGGUUUCUUCUUUAGGAAGGCUUCAUUUAGUUAUUAUGUUAAUCGAUCCAUAAACUCCUUUUUGUAUUGAAGUUUUCUUUGGUUCUGGUUUUAAUUAAAGUCUUAAUGUUGUAUAUCAUAUUACAUUUUGUUUAGCCAUCAAAAUAUCUUGAAAAAUAAAAAAAUGAGUGCAUUUUUUGCUUGUCAA